Doryrhamphus excisus (bluestripe pipefish) is the source of this 5091-nucleotide messenger RNA. Lineage: Eukaryota; Metazoa; Chordata; Actinopteri; Syngnathiformes; Syngnathidae. The record is from RefSeq and is a predicted model, not a curated record.
AGCUCACGGUACCAGUUUAACUCCGGUAUCACACCGGUAUCGAUAAUAUCGACGUUCGUUUCGACCCGCGCGGCUCAGGAGUUCCUAAUAAAAUGGCUGCAAGCGCAAGGAGGCAGUGAGCCGUAAGGGGGCGUGGCCAGACCCCGCCCUCGCAGAGGAAUAAAGAGCGGGGACGAGCGUGGCGGGUGGGCGUGGAGUGGAGUGGCCGUGUGCUGCCGGGGAUGCAACGCGCGCAUUCAUGUGCACGCUGCGUGGGGCGGGGAGCGUGGAUUUUUACACGCGGAGUUGGAACCAGGUGCGCCAUUUCUUGUUUUUUUUUUUUUUUGCGUGUAUUUCGCUUCUUUUUCUUUGUUCGUGAAGUGCACCUGAACGCAUCACCGCUGUUUUGAGUUCCGGAGUCCAGUCUAGAAGCGGAACGCCUGCGAGAUUUUCAUUCGGUUUUUUUUUUGGGGGGGGGGGAAGAAAACUUUGGACUCUCACAGAGGACCCGCAGAACCCCCCCACCACCACCGCCGCCCCGCCCACGUCGAGAACGUAAACAAAAACCGGAUCUGGACCAGACCAAAUGACGAUGAGGGGGACAAAGUGUGCCACGGAGGUGCUGCUUGUGACCCUGCUGUCGUGGGUGUGCGUGUGGGCCGAGGAGAAGAUCAUAUUUGACAGACACUCCGUCUACUGGAACAGCUCCAAUCCCAAGUUCUGGCACGGGGAGUACCGGGUGGCGGUGAACAUCAACGACUACCUGGACAUCUACUGCCCCUACUACGAGGGCCCCCCCAACCACGGCCGCAUGGAGCGCUACAUCCUCUUCAUGGUCAACCACGAGGGCUACACUUCCUGCCAGCACCGCCUGCGGGGUUUCAAGCGCUGGGAGUGCAACCGCCCCAGCGGCGCCGACGGGCCCCUGCGCUUCUCCGAGAAGUUCCAGCUCUUUACGCCUUUCUCGCUGGGCUUUGAGUUCAGGCCCGGACACGAGUACUACUACAUCUCGUCUCCUCAUCCCAACCAUGUGGGGCGGGCGUGUCUAAAGCUGAAGGUGUACGUCAGACCUCCUGGGUCAGGAUACGAUUCCCCGGAGCCCUUCCUGACUGACGGAUGUCCGAGCUGUAGGCCAGACCCCCUGGUCCCGGUAGCCGUUCUGGCCUGGCUGCUGCUGGGACUCUUCUACUGGCUGUGACCGCCCAACUCUCUUCCUUGGAGGUACUGCCCCGGGAUUCAGGGCUGGGUCUGGGUCUGGGUCUGGGCCGGGCCGGGCUGGCUGUCCCUCUAACUCCACCACCCCCCUCAGGGAAGCCCCUUUUUUGACUUUGAUUCCCCUUUCCUUGCCACUCCCUCACUAUUUACAACGCGAACACCAGCCACCAUCACUGCCAGCCGCCCGGCCCGCCCUCCACCCGAGGACACCCUUCCCUAGCCUGGCCUUCCCAAGUCUACAGGGCGGACCGCAUAUGUUGCACUCUGGGAAUCGUCCUUUCACUGGUAUCAGGAUCCCCUUUUUUUAACGUGACUGUAGAUUCUCGGCCGGGGACGGGGGGUCACGCCUCCAAGGGUAUGAUUACACUUGUCAUCCGUAUCAUCCGAGCAUUCCGGGGGGUCGAUGUAGUAGUGGGUGGUGUUGAAUGCGAUCUGGUCAAAUCCCAGUUGAUGACAACUUUAACCAUAGCCCCCUUGGAGGUCCGGGUGGGUUCCGGGUGGGUUCCGGGUGGGCCUGGCGUGGUGUAUAUUUUCAGGUGGGAUGUGUUCUUGUCUUGUUUGUGUUUCUAAACAAAGCAUUUAUCACCGCCCGAUCUCGGGACGGGCGCCGUCUUCUGCACUUGUCUUAUUAGUCCCAACGGGUUGGGUGACUUCUGGAACCAUGACUUUACUCCUGUAUGAAUGUACCACUGGUCACCCGCCUCUUUUGUUUUUGUGUCUUUGUUACGACGGUGGUCACUUCCCCCGGUCGGACGGGGCUUCUGGGGAACGCUUUCUGGGUGAACGUGAUCUCGGGGACGGGGGUCGGGGUUUUAAAGGCGAGGAGAAGAUGAAGUGGGACACUCCAAGUUGCAUGACCACUGUGAAACCAGAACCGCCGUGUUUGUAUUGAUGAUCUAUUUUUUCAUGCGGGGAACCAGAACCAGAACCGGAACCAGAACCACCCUGCUGACAUGCCCCCGCUCUUCCCGGAGACUCUUCCCACAGCAUAAGGGACGAUUCCCGCUCAUGAAUUGACUGGGAAAACGUUGCUCAGAAACUGAAGCGGACCACACUGGAUGUUUAACGCUGACUGGAACUGGUCUUUUUUGGGGGGGGGGGGCGGUGGGGGGUCAACCAGUCUUCAGGGAAGCGCAUGGACUUUGGCGUGUGGGGUGUCACCACAAACACAAACACACACACAUGAACAUACACACACAUACACAUCCGUGGGCCGAAGACGGAAUGUGUCAUUGACGGAAUUUUGCUGGGAAUUGAACAAAGUGAGCGAGCACUGUGAACACAUGGAAACACGCGUACAGGUAAACUGUCACAGGGAUUUAGUAGUAUCUCGUACAAAAACUACACAUAUGUUCAUAUUCCAUGUAUUCCUCAAAAAACAUGUUUUUGAUUCACAUUUUUAACUUAUCUUUUAAACAUUUUAAGAAAUUUUAGUUUUUGUGUUACUACCCCAACCUUCCAUAAGUGGGUCAAAAAUGACCCGGUCAGGUUGUUUUCAUGAAAUAUCUUCAUAAUGAAAAUUUUUUAUCAUUUCAUAUUCCAGGUAUUCCUAAAAAAAACAUGUUUUUGAUAUCAUGCCGUUCAUAUUUUUAACUUAUAUUUUAAACAUUUUAAGGAAUUUUAGUUUUUGUGUUACUACCCCAACCUUCCAUAAGUGGGUCAAAAAUGACCCGGUCAGGUUGUUUUCUUGAAAUAUCUUCAUAAUGAAAAUUUUUUAUCAUUUCAUAUUCCAGGUAUUCCUAAAAAAAAAACAUGUUUUUGCGAUCAUGCCAUUCACAUUUUUAAGUUACCUUUUAUACAUUUUAAGAAAUUUUAGUUUUUGUGUUACUACCCCAACCUUCCAUAAGUGGGUCAAAAAUGACCCGGUCAGGUUGUUUUCUUGAAAUAUCUUCAAAAUGAAAAUUUUUUAUCAUUUCAUAUUCCAGGUAUUCCUUAAAAAAACAUGUUUUUGCGAUCAUGCCAUUCACAUUUUUAAGUUACCUUUUAUAAAUUUUAAGAAAUUUUAGUUUUUGUGUUACUACCCCAACCUUCCAUAAGUGGGUCAAAAAUGACCCGGUCAGGUUGUUUUCUUGAAAUAUCUUCAUAAUGAAAAUUUUUUAUCAUUUCAUAUUCCAGGUAUUCCUAAAAAAAAACAUGUUUUUGCAAUCAUGCCAUUCACAUUUUUAAGUUACCUUUUAUAAAUUUUAAGAAAUUUUAGUUUUUGUGUUACUACCCCAACCUUCCAUAAGUGGGUCAAAAAUGACCCGGUCUGGUUGUUUUCUUGCUAUCAUGCCAUAAAAUAAUUAAAUUAAUAAAGUUAAAUAAUUCACUAAAUAAUAACUAAAUAACUAAAUAAUAACUAAAUAAUUAAAUAAUUAAUAAUUAUUAUAAAAACUAUUAUUAGUAUCAAUUUUUACUUUUUGCUGUUUAUUACCCCAUUUUUCCCCCCCAAAAAAAUUGUUUGUUUUUCGCAUGAAUAAUUAAAAAAAAUUAUUCUUGUGAAAUUACAGCUAUUUUUUCAACUUCUGUUAUUUUUUUAAGUUAUUGUGUUAAACUGUAAAUUUAUAAAAUGCCAAUAAAAAAUGGCCGAAUGGCCACACAGGGACGCCCCUGCCCUAAUUUUUUUUUAAAUCUUAGCAAAAUUAUUAUUAAAUAAUUAACUAAAUAAGAACUAAAUAAUUAAUAAUUAUUAUAAAAAACUAUUAUUAGUACACAUUUUUUGCACAAAUAAUUUUAAAAAAUUAUUCAAAAAAAUUAUUCCCUUUUUAAAUCUUAGCAAAAUUAUUAUUAAAUAAUUAACUAAAUAAUAACUAAAUAAUUAAUAAUUAUUAUAAAAAAAACUGUUAUUAGUAUCAAUUUUACUCUUUGCUGUUUAUUACACAAUUUUUUCCAAAAAUUUUUUUUUGUUUUUUCGCAUGAAUAAUUAAAAAAAUAUAUUCUUGUGAAAUUACAGCUAUUUUUUCAACUUCUGUUUUUUUUUUAGUUAUUGUGUUAAACUAUAAAUUUAUAAAGUGCCAAUAAAAAAUCAGUCAUGUGCCACAAAUGGCCUAAUGGCCACACUUUGGACGUCCCUGCCCUAGUUUUUUUUAAAUCUUAGCAAAAUUAUUAUUAAAUAAUUAACUAAAUAAUAAUUACAUAAUUAAUAAUUAUUAUAAUAAACUAUUAUUAGUAUCAAUUUUACUAUUUGCUGUUUAUUACACCAUUUUUCCCAAAAACUUUUUUUUUGCAUAAAUAAUUUUUAAAAAUUAUUCUUGUGAAAUUUCAGUUAUUUAUGCAACUUCUGUUUUUUUUUUUUAGUUAUUGUGUUAAACUAUGAAUUUAUAAAGUGCCAAUAAAAAAUCACCCAGGGACCGCAAAUGGCCUAAUGGCCGCACUUUGGACACCCCUGCCCAAACUUUUUUGAAAUCUUAGCAAAAUAUGGCAUUUUUGUGGGAAAAAUAAGUAUUUUAAAAUAAGUAUUUUGGUCCAAUUUACUACUAAAUUCUUGUGACAUGUAAAGAAAACCAACAAUACACACACACACACACGCACACACACACACACACACACACACACAAACAAGGGGAAGCACCUCCUUCCCCGUUUCCUCUUAUUUUUGUAGCAUUUAAAAAUCACUGUCGUGUGGGAUGCAGUGAUGGGCGGGGGUGGGGGCGGGGGCGGGGGCGGGGGCGGCAUAGCCUGUGGAAGAUUAAAACAAACAAACGAAAAAAAAAUCUGUGUCUUCUUCUAUUCCACCGAUUCUUUGGUUUCUGAUGAUGGCUAGCGGUGGAGGGAGGACGCCAUCUUGUACGACUUUGUCUACUUUUUUUCUUCUUUGUGCUGAUUUUUUUUUCUUGUUUUUUUUUCUUUCCUGUGGCCGAUUGAGAGGAAACACAGAAAGGAGAAACACACAAAUAAAGAUUGUCUUUUUGUCUACUU